AUGGCGAUUCCGCGAUAUCUGCGUCGACCUGGGGAUGAAGGAUACCGAACUCCCACCAUCGAAGACACGGAGAAGAACCUCUCGCUCUCGUUUGUAUUUCCAUCUCAGCCGCCGACCCCUCGCUGUCCCACGCCGCCUGUCCUGUCGCAGUUCCGUCAACGGCCGCCGCUUGCACAUAACCUGCCCAAAAUACACGGAGACGGCGAUGGGAAUGGGACGAUAACGCCAGUGCAGCUCCUGGAGAGCCAGCUCCCGUCACUCAGCUGGAGAGAGCGUAUUCAGCAUCUGACAUGGUCGUUUUUCACGCUGACGAUGGCCACAGGCGGGCUGGCGAAUGUCAUCCACUCGAUCCCUGUCGACGCCCGGUGGCUGGAGAUAAUCGGGCUUGUGAUCUUUCUGGUCAACCUGGCCUUCUUCGUGGCCAUCAGUACAUUGAUGUGUGUACGGUUUUAUCUAUAUCCAUACACCUUCAAAGCAUCGUUCCUGCAUCCGACAGAGUCGCUAUUUAUCCCUUCUGUGAUUGUGUCGUUCGGGACAAUUCUUAUCAAUGUCGCACAGUACGGUCCCAGUCAUGCAGGAGAAUGGCUGGCCCAUGCAACAGUGGUUUUGUUCUGGUUUGAUGCAGCGUUGGCUGUUAUCUUAUCCGCAGGCAUCUAUCUCAUUCUGUGGUCGACACAGACGUUUACAAUUGCUAAGAUGACGCCUAUAUGGAUAUUCCCAGCAUACCCAAUGCUAAUUAUUGGCCCUCAUGCAGGAAUUCUGAGUGCCAGCGUGCCUCAGAAUCACGCUCUUCGAAUCAUUAUCGGUGGCUGGACUAUCCAGGGGAUUGGCUUCCUGGUCUCCCUCAUGGUAUAUUCUGCAUUCAUAUACCGAUUGAUGACGCAGAAGCUACCAAAUGAAUCCCUCAGGCCAGGGAUGUUUGUAUCUGUCGGACCCAGCGCGUUUACAGUAGCAGGGAUCCUAAGCAUGGCCGAAAAUACUGCCAGAUCACUGCCUGCCGACUUCAUGGGAGACGGAGAACUAACAGCAAAGAUAAUCUAUGUCGUUUCGAACUUUGCAGCUCUGUGGCUAUGGGGGCUGGCGGUCUUCUUCUUCUUUAUAGCAGUCUUUGCCCAUUGGACACCAGCUCGUCGUGGGCGGAUGACCUUUUCGAUGACCUGGUUCUCCUUUGUGUUCCCCAACACCGCACUGACAACGGCCACCUUUGCUGUGGGAAGGGCAUUCAACAGCAAUGGCAUCCAAAUAGUUGGCUAUGCCCUUACAAUCCUGCUCUUCAUCACCUACUUCUUCGUAUUCUUUAUGAUGGUGAGGGCGAUCCGGGGUCGCCAGAUUCUGUGGCCGCAGAAGGGAGAGGACAAGGACGAGGGAGGAUUCAAGAUCAAAGAACACAAGCCGGAUGCUAAUGGCGUCCUACCAACACACUCGUAG
Molecule: messenger RNA, 1428 nt
Organism: Trichophyton benhamiae CBS 112371
Lineage: Eukaryota; Fungi; Ascomycota; Eurotiomycetes; Onygenales; Arthrodermataceae
Product: C4-dicarboxylate transporter/malic acid transport protein, putative
Exons: 3
Coding region: 1-1428 (475 amino acids)
Biological process (GO): malate transmembrane transport
Cellular component (GO): membrane
Molecular function (GO): malate transmembrane transporter activity
Source: RefSeq, a predicted model, not a curated record